AUGCUUGACCUUAUUACCUUGGAAAAAGAGCUUGGACCCGGUCCUAUGCGCUUUGCUCCCAAAGAGGAGCGCAGCUUUCAAGCACAAAUGGAGUCAUUGUCGCCAACCGAAAAACAGUGCUUUCACAAUCUAAAGGAGAAAUGGAACAAACACAUUGAAGAAAACAAGGAAAAGGAAAAGACACCAACUCAUUCUUAUUCGGAUGAAAUGAUCUUGCGCUUUGCUCGCUGCAGUCCAGGCCGCAACAAGUUUGAAGAAACAGCUUCGUGGAAGGUCAUGAAGAAAUUUGAUCCUCGUUUCUUGACAUUGACCGCAGAAGAAAUUGAGAAGCAAUUGUUGAGCAAGACUCUCUUUCCUGUUCCAGGACUCAAGACUAAUGAAGGCCAUGACAUCUUCUACAUGUACCCGGCUCGAUAUUUCCCCAAGGAGACUACUACGGAAGAAAUUAUUGACAAUCUUGGUUACUGCAUGAACACCAUGUGCGAAAUGGAAAAGGCAUCAUCGGAAGGUAUUGGCUUUAUGGCAUACAUGAACGACUGGAAGAUGUCGAACUUUUCAAUUGACUACUGCUAUCAGUUCAUGAUGAUGUUGCAGGGAAGAGUUCCUGUCCGUGUCCGCAUGUUUCUCAUUGUCAAUCCACCUUCUUGGUUUGGAAUGAUUUGGAAGAUUAUGAAGCCCAUGUUGUCUCCAGAUUUUCGCAAGAAGGUCCAUGUGAUCAAGGAAUCUAAGAUUGGCGACUUUUUAAUGGAGGGAUACGAAACUUAUCUACCAGAUGAAACCGCCACUGGUAAGGCUGAUACUGAAUCCAUGGUUGAAGACUUUGUCACUUAUCGCAAGGCUGCUGAAAAACAAACUAUGUAA
Messenger RNA from Cylindrotheca closterium, 861 nucleotides. The record is from the annotation of a GenBank genome assembly. Lineage: Eukaryota; Bacillariophyta; Bacillariophyceae; Bacillariales; Bacillariaceae.